AUGAUGAAAUCAAUUUCAAAUAGCUUUAAACGAUACAAAUAUUUUUUAUUAGUUAAUUAUUCCAAGGAAUAUCAUUUUAAACAUAAACUUUUAUGUUCAAUCAUUAUAACUUUUGUUUUAAUUACAUGGACUAUGGUCUACAAAUUUUAUGAUAAACAUGAUUUUGCAAUCCAUUUACCAAAUAACGAUUACUGCUCGGAGAAUAAAAUUCACAUUGUCAUUUUAUUCUAUGGUAAUCAUGGUCUACAAUACUUGAACAGUUUACUGAAAUCGAUUUUUUAUCAUCAAAAUGGAAGAUUUCGUUGUGAUUUGAAAAAUUGUUGUGUGUCAAAUUUUUGUGAUCGAUUUAAUGAGAACUGUCACACCAAUUUAUCGAAUAUGCUCACUCCAUCAUACACAACUGUAUUUCAUUUUUUAAUCACUAAUAUGUCAUCAAAUAGUGCUUUGAUGGAUUUGAUGAAUUCCUGGAAAUUACGCAACAUGGAGUAUUAUUUUUAUAGUUGUGAAGAUCAUUUGGAAAAUCUUCACUGGAUACAAUCUUAUCAUCCAGCAGGUUUGGAACCUUUUUUAAAACUAAUGCUAACGGAGAUUCUUCCAUCAAACAUCAGUAGGGUUAUUGUUCUUGACAUUGACAUACUUCUAAAUGCAAACAUUGUUGAAUUAUGGAAUCAUUUUGAAAAUUUUAACGAUACUCAGAGUAUUGGUAUUGCAAUAGAACAACAUUGGUAUUUUCGAUUGAUUAUGCGAAAUUUAGAAAGUAACUGGAAAGGUUAUGGAUAUAAUAACGGUGUACUAUUAUUUGAUCUGUCCAAACUAAGAUCAACUUUAUGGAAAAAGAUAUGGAUAUCUUUAACCAAGGAUGCACUGAAUAAACAAGGUUCUUUAGCCACAGGAGAUCAGGAUAUUUUAAAUUUAGUGUUAUUUAAUUACAAAUAUAUUUUGUAUGAGAUUCCAUGUGAAUGGAAUAUUCAACUAAGUGAUAAAAGUGAUGCAAGACGAUGUCCUGUGAGUUGGUUAACAUAUUCAGAAUUGAAAAAACGCAAUUUUUCAACAACGUUUAAACAACCGAAACUGAUUCAUAUCAAUCAUCGUAGAAAAGCAAAUGAUGUAUCAUGGAAAAACAUAUCAACUGAAAACAUUGAUCAAUCGGAUACGAUGCUUCAAAAAUCCGAUUUAUAUAUGAAAUAUAUAUCGCUUUAUCGUCAAUAUGCUAGUUUAAAUGAAUCGUGUUUCAAAUAGACUCAAGCUA
This is a messenger RNA of Schistosoma turkestanicum, 1249 nucleotides long. The record is from the annotation of a GenBank genome assembly. Lineage: Eukaryota; Metazoa; Platyhelminthes; Trematoda; Strigeidida; Schistosomatidae.